Messenger RNA from Leptosia nina, 1161 nucleotides. NCBI's taxonomy places the organism in Eukaryota, Metazoa, Arthropoda, Insecta, Lepidoptera, Pieridae. The record is from the annotation of a GenBank genome assembly.
AUGGCAUCUACUCUACAGAUUAAAAGUAUAGAAGAUGUUAUUAUACGAUCUUUAAAUGACGACGAAUUAAAGGAGUUUAACAGAAUUCAUUAUGGUAGAAUAGAUCAUUGUAAUAUUUCUUUAACGGAAUCCAGUGUAAGAGCAGCUUCUGCAAAUAAUUUCGAAAUCGCUGCCUUUGAUUUUCCAGCUCUUAUAGAAGAAACUAGGCCUCCUCGUAUUGUUCGAGUUGGUGUGAUACAGCAUUCCAUUGCAAGUUCCACUUCUAAACCAAUAAAAGAACAAAGGGAAUCUAUAUUUAAUAAAGUUUCAAAACUGAUAGAUGCAGCUGCGACAGAGGGUGUUAAUAUCUUAUGUUUACAAGAAGCAUGGAGCAUGCCUUUUGCAUUUUGUACUAGAGAGAAGACCCCAUGGUGUGAGUUUGCCGAAAAUGUAAACACUGGACCAAGUACAAACUUUCUAAUAGCAUUGGCUAAGAAGUAUGGCAUGGUAAUUAUAUCACCAAUUUUAGAGAGGGAUGAACUGCAUGGAGAUCUUAUUUGGAAUACUGCCGUUGUUAUUAAUGAAAAGGGAAAGGUGAUCGGUAGCCAUAGAAAGAACCAUAUACCACGAGUGGGUGACUUCAAUGAAUCAACAUACUAUUACGAAGGCAACACAGGACAUCCUGUAUUUGAAACUAAGUUUGGAAAAGUUGCUAUCAAUAUUUGUUAUGGACGACACCAUCCUCUGAACUGGCUGAUGUUUGGGCUCAAUGGGGCUGAAAUAGUUUUCAACCCUUCAGCCACAGUUGCAGGUCUUAGUGAACACUUGUGGGGCAUUGAAGCAAGAAAUGCUGCUAUAGCCAAUAGUUACUUUACAUGUGCUAUUAAUAGAGUAGGGACAGAAGUCUUCCCAAAUGAAUUCACUUCUGGUGAUGGAAAACCAGCCCACAAUAAUUUUGGUCACUUCUAUGGAUCCAGCUAUGUAGCAGCUCCUGAUGGUACCAGAACUCCUGGUUUAUCCAGAACUAUGGAUGGUUUAUUGAUUGCACAAAUUGAUUUAAAUAUGUGUCGUCAAAUCAAGGAUAAAUGGGGAUUUGCUAUGACACAGAGAUUAGACAUGUACGCUAAAAGUUUAAGUGAAUAUGUGGGGGGCAAGGAAGCACAGCUAAUUAAAGAUAAAUAA